CUGCUGCUCGCGUACAAGGUCCGGCGCCCGGCGAGCUUCUUCCUGCUCCGGGGCAACCACGAGUGCGCGUCCCUGAACCGCAUCUACGGCUUCUUCGACGAGUGCAAGCGGCGCUACUCCGUCAAGCUCUGGCGCGUCUUCGGCGACUGCUUCAACUGCAUGCCCGUCGCGGCGGUCGUCGGCGACCGGAUUCUGUGCAUGCACGGCGGCCUGAGCCCCGAGCUCGAGUCGCUGGACCAGAUCCGGGCGCUGGCGCGGCCCACGGAGGUGCCCGAGGACGGGCUGCUCUGCGACCUGCUCUGGUCCGACCCGGAGCCGCGCGUCACGGGCUGGGGCUACAACGGCCGCGGCGUGUCCUACACGUUCGGGCCCGACGUCGUCGACGAGUUCCUCGAGCGCCAGGGCCUCGAGCUGAUCUGCCGCGCGCACCAGGUCGUCGAGGACGGCUACGAGUUCGCCUGCGGCCGCAAGCUCGUGACCAUCUUCUCCGCGCCCAACUACUGCGGCGAGUUCGACAACGCGGGCGGCAUGCUCGUCGUCGGCGCGGACCUCCGCUGCUCCUUCAAGAUCCUCCGCCCCGUGCGC
This is a messenger RNA of Aureococcus anophagefferens, 585 nucleotides long. RefSeq lists its product as hypothetical. Gene Ontology annotation, molecular function: protein serine/threonine phosphatase activity. The transcript has a single exon. Gene Ontology annotation, cellular component: cytoplasm; nucleus. The annotation marks the transcript as partial. The record is from RefSeq and is a predicted model, not a curated record. Lineage: Eukaryota; Pelagophyceae; Pelagomonadales; Pelagomonadaceae.